AUGCCUUCAUGGUGGGGGAAGUCGUCAUCCAAAGAAGCAAAGAAGAAGGCAGGAAAGGAAAGUUUCAUUGACUCAUUACAUCGGAAAUUUAAAUUUUCAUCAGAAAGUAGAGUGAAUGGUAGAUCAGGAGGGUCACAAGGACAUUGCAAUGACACAAUUUCGGAAAAGGGAUGUCAAUCCCCUGUAGAAUCAAGAUCCCCUUCGCCCUCCAAAGAUGUUUCAAGAUGUCAAAGUUUUGCUGAAAGGACUAAUGCUCAACCACUUCCACUUCCUGGUCUACAUCCUGCUCAUGUUGGUCGUACAGAUUCUGGAAUUAGUAUAUCAACAAAACCAAGAUCGGAAAAAGGCUCUAAGCCAUUAUUGUUUCUACCUCUCCCGAUGCCUGGGUGCAUUGGUAGUAGGUCAAAUCCUACAGACUUAGAUGGAGAUAUGGUCACUGCUUCAGUUUUUAGUGAGAGCUCCGUUGAUAGUGAUGAUCCAGCUGACUCAUGCCAUCGUAGCCCUCAGGCCACUGACUAUGACAAUGGGAAUAGAACUGCUGCGGGAAGCCCUUCCAGUUCAAUGCAGAAGGAUCAGAUAUUCACUGUUGCCCCAAUAAAGUCAAGAGAGCCAAAAAAAUCAGCCAUUUCCUUCAGCAAUAACAUUUCCCCUACAUCACCCAAACGGAGGCCUUUAAGAAGUCAUGUGCCAAACCUACAGGUUCCUUAUCAUGGAGCAUUCUGCAGUGCUCCUGACAGCUCAAAGUCAAGUCCUUCUAGAAGUCCAAUGAGAGCAUUUGGCAAUGAGCAAGUUGUGAACACUGCUUUCUGGGCUGCUAAAACUUAUACAGAUGUCACCCUAGUUGGAUCUGGCCACUGCUCCAGUCCAGGUUCAGGUCACAAUUCUGGGCAUAAUUCAAUGGGAGGGGAUAUGUCUGGACAAUUGUUUUGGCAGCAAAGCAGAGGUAGCCCUGAGUAUUCUCCGGUACCCAGUCCCAGAAUGACAAGCCCAGGCCCAGGAUCAAGAAUUCAUAGCGGUGCUGUUACACCUAUCCAUCCUAGAGCAGGAGGGACUCCUAAUGAGACACAGACAAGCUGGGCUGAUGAUGGGAAACAACAAAGUCAUCGUUUGCCUCUUCCUCCUGUGACAAUUUCUAAUGCGUCUCCCUUUUCUCAUUCAAAUUCAGCAGCAACAUCUCCUUCUGUGCCACGAAGUCCAGGAAGGGCAGAGAACCCAGCAAGUCCUGGUUCACGCUGGAAAAAGGGAAAGCUGCUGGGUAGAGGGACAUUUGGACACGUUUAUGUUGGUUUUAAUAGUGAAAGUGGCGAAAUGUGUGCAAUGAAGGAGGUUACAUUAUUUUCUGAUGAUGCAAAGUCCAAAGAAAGUGCUAAGCAGUUAAUGCAGGAAAUUACUUUAUUGAGUCGUUUACGGCAUCCAAACAUUGUGCAAUAUUAUGGGUCUGAAUCAGUUGGUGAUAGGCUGUAUAUAUAUUUGGAGUAUGUAUCUGGCGGCUCCAUAUAUAAACUUCUCCAAGAAUAUGGGCAAUUUGGUGAUCUAGCAAUUCGUAGUUACACUCAGCAAAUCUUGUCAGGACUUGCAUAUUUACAUGCUAAAAAUACCGUCCACAGGGAUAUUAAAGGAGCAAAUAUACUUGUAGACCCAAAUGGACGUGUCAAGUUAGCAGACUUUGGGAUGGCAAAGCAUAUCACUGGCCAGUCAUGUCCUUUAUCAUUUAAGGGAAGCCCUUACUGGAUGGCACCUGAGGUUAUAAAAAACUCAAGUGGUUGUAACCUUGCUGUGGACAUAUGGAGUCUUGGGUGCACUGUUUUGGAAAUGGCUACAACAAAACCACCUUGGAGCCAGUAUGAAGGGGUUGCUGCCAUGUUUAAGAUUGGGAAUAGUAGGGAACUGCCAGCAAUUCCAGAUCACCUCUUGGAUGAUGGAAAGGAUUUCAUAAGGCAAUGCUUACAGCGAAAUCCACUCCAUCGUCCUACAGCUGCUCAGCUUUUGGAGCAUCCUUUUGUGAAAUAUGCUGCACCUUUGGAAAGGCCUAUCUUGGGUCUUGAGCCUUCUGAUCCACCCUCUGGGAUUACAAAUGGAGUGAAAGCACUGGGCAUUGGGCAAGCAAGGAAUUUCUCCAACUUGGAUUCAGAUAGGCUUGCAAUUCAUUCAUCUAGAGUUUCAAAAACUAAUAGCCAUACCAGUGAGAUCCAUAUUCCAAGGAACAUAUCAUGCCCCGUCUCACCCAUCGGAAGUCCUCUAUUGCACUCAAGGUCACCACCACACCUAAAUGGAAGAAUGUCACCUUCUCCUAUAUCUAGCCCGCGAACCACUUCAGGCUCAUCCACACCACUCACAGGUGGCAGCGGUGCCAUUCCAUUUGUUCACAUGAAACAGUCCAUCAACUUGCAAGAGGGUUUUGGAGGCAUUUCAAAGCCCAUGAAUGGUUUCUAUGUCAAUGGGCCCUCUUCCUAUCAUGAUUCAUGUCCUGACAUGUUUCGAGGGAAGCAGCCAGGGUCUCAUAUCUUCUCAGAACUGAUGCCUUGUGAGAAUGAUGUUCUGGGAAAGCAAUUUGUAAGGCCUGCCCAUGCGGAGCAGUAUGAUGGACAGUCAGUUUUGGCUGAUCGUGUGUCUCGCCAACUCCUUAAGGAUCAUGUUAAGAUGAACUUGUCUCUGGAUUUAAGUCCCAACUCUCCUUUGCCCAGCCGCACAAACGGUGUCUAA
Molecule: messenger RNA, 2703 nt
Organism: Prunus armeniaca (apricot)
Lineage: Eukaryota; Viridiplantae; Streptophyta; Magnoliopsida; Rosales; Rosaceae
Source: the annotation of a GenBank genome assembly